Molecule: messenger RNA, 1537 nt
Organism: Sitodiplosis mosellana (orange wheat blossom midge)
Lineage: Eukaryota; Metazoa; Arthropoda; Insecta; Diptera; Cecidomyiidae
Exons: 3
Coding region: 107-1399 (430 amino acids)
Biological process (GO): regulation of transcription by RNA polymerase II
Cellular component (GO): nucleus
Molecular function (GO): protein binding
Source: RefSeq, a predicted model, not a curated record
UGUCAUGAGACGUUGACAUUGUUGCAAAAUCAAAAAUUCAGCUGUUUACUGUGAUGAGAACCGACGAAUAAAAUCGCAGCGAAGGUGGAAAAUUCGAUGUCCCAACAUGGAUACCGUGCCAGUGCCGACGUCGGAUUACAUCAAUGUUAAAAACAAAUCCAAUUUAUCAUUCAAAGAAAUGUGGAAUCGUGAGGAUUUGUCCGAUAUCAAAUUGUGUUGUGAUCAAAAUGUGUUUCGUGUGCAUCGUUUCUUGUUGGCAGCGUGUAGUCCAUACUUUCGAUCCUUAUUUGAAAAGCGGCCGGAUUCCAACUUAAACAUAAUCCUCCAGGAUGUAAACAGUGAUGAUUUGCGGCGUGUACUACACUAUAUGUAUCACGGUUCGGUGAUGAUAAGGAACGAAGACAUUCAGGCAUUUUGUGAGCUGUUGGAAAUGUUCUUGAUGUCCGUGCCCGAAGAUGUUGUCGUUUCGGCCAGUGAAAGCGAGAACGAAACCGAGUCUGAAUCGGAAUGUGAUUCCGAAUAUGGAAGCGAAAGUGGUGAUGGGCACGAUGCAUUUGUUCAAAGUGUUCGUGAUUUGAUGGUCAAUUUGAAUGAAGAAAACGUACAAAAUCAUUCAUCCUCCAUAUUGAGCUUAACCGAAAUGGAAGAGCAUCGCUUAGAUGUUGUUAUCGAUUUGAUAUUGGAAUCGGUGCUUCAACCGAAGCCAACAAAUGCCGCAAAUCUGUUUGUUUCGUUGGUGAAACAUAUUUGCAUUCAAGCGGGCACAUGUCACUUUCGAGACGAUACACUUUAUUUUCGUGAAAAUUUACGACUGAAAGCAUUGCGUUUAUUUGCAAGUGGAGAGAGGAAUUUUCCAACGCAACCAGAACCGCCGAUUAUUCAACCGAAUGAGUUUGCCAGCCUAAAUUCACUAGAUAAACAAAUCUACCUCAUGCAAUCGAUUGAUUCGCAUUGUAUGCCGGUACGAUAUCAACGUCUUGCCCAUUUUAUCGGUCAUUUGUUUCAAAUUAAUUUAAUUGGUGCAAUCGAUAUCAACGGUUUGAUCGAAGCUAGUUCCCAACACAAAAAUGAUCUCUUUGGUAAAAAUCACGCACAAAAAAAUUGCUGUAAUUUUCAACUGCCUCAAGUUGUUGACGAUAUUUGUAACAAUGACUGGUACCAAUACGUCAGUCCUGUGGAAAAUCACAUGUUUUGGAUUCGAAGCCAGGUUGUUCUCGGAUCGACAGAACCUCAUAAAUUUGGUCACAUUACCAGAGAUUUGGUGAUACAAAAUGAAUCACGGCGUCAACGAAACCAGAAUCGUAAGGCUCGUAAGGAACGGAUCACUCGGACUGCCAAAAAUGCUAGCAAAGCUGUCAAAAAGAAAACAAAAUCAUCUCAGGAACAGUCACACAAUUAACCAAUCCAUCGAAUAAUCAAACGUCCCACAAGAAGAAAAAAGAAUUCACAUAUCAGGGAAAUUCCCAACAAUCAUUCUUAUUGGAAUCUAAAAACCAACUUCAUAUGAAUCAAUAAAAUGUCAGUAUUUAUUCAACAA